Molecule: messenger RNA, 2963 nt
Organism: Salvelinus sp. IW2-2015
Lineage: Eukaryota; Metazoa; Chordata; Actinopteri; Salmoniformes; Salmonidae
Source: RefSeq, a predicted model, not a curated record
GGCGGAGUGGGAAGAUGGCUGUAACAGCGGCUUGGAUGCAUGGCUCCUCCAAUAUGCGGCUAACCGAGGGUCUGGUGUCUGUUCUGAAGGAGCAGCGGCCCGAAUAUUUACCUGCACUUUUAGCGAAUUACCGGGAGCACGGCGUGUUCUCGACACAGAGUACUGGAACUGUGGGUUGUCUCGUGGGACUCAGCAACGCCAAACUCGGCAACAGCAAAACCAAGUUCGAGGGGCUGUGUCUUCUCUCAGUGCUGGUCAAAGACAGUUCUAGUGAUGUGUUCCAACAACACUGUCUCUCAUGGCUACGGUCCCUACAACAGGUCAUACAGUCCCAGGACCCCCUCCCGUCCGUCCAGCUAGCGGUGGGUGUCCUCCAGGACCUGCUCCAGUAUUCAUCCCAGCUACCUGAGCUAGCCAGGGAGGUGGGCCUCAACUCUGUCCUGGGGAUCCUCACCUCCCUGCUAGGCCUCAAGUCUGAGUGUCACCUAGCUGCCAUGGAGGGGAUGACUGCAUGUAUGACCUUCUAUCCCCGAGCCUGUGGCUCCCUGAGGGACAAACUGGGUGCCUAUUUCUUAUCCAAAAUGGACAGUGCCAACCCAAAAGUACAAGAGGUAGCAUGUGAGUGUUAUGGUCAUCUGACCUGUUUGGGCGGAGUGGUGGAGAGAGGGGGAGGCGGGCGCAGAGCCGAGGGAUGGACCAAUCAGCUUCACUGCCUGCUGGCCUCGGCCAAUGGCAUACUGGCACAACUCUACCAGGGCUCUGAAUCAGAAGGGACAGUGCAGUAUGAAGGGCCAGGUGUCGAGCUGCCCUACCAUCCUCUGGACGACUCAGACCCCCUCCUCCUGCUGCAGUUACAACACAGAUACAGAGCUGCCUGCCUGGCUCUCAAACACACACUCAGUGUGGACCCGGCCUCUGCAGUGCGUCUACCUGUACAGCAGGUGCUUAACCUGGUCUGUCGCGCCCUGGCAGUCAGCUCCAAGAGCAUAAAUGUAACAGGUGAUGGGUGUGUGAGGCUGCUGGUGUUGCCUGCCGUACACAAAGACACUCUACAGGUGCUGCACGCUCUCAUCGCAGCUUUAGGCAGUGGGUUGGUGCAGUACUCCAGUGUGCUCCAGAGACUGUUCUCUCAGACCCUGUCUGCCUGGACCCCUCUACCUGAAACCAGCCUGGGACAACAGAGAGCAUUCAGUGCAGUGCGUGUGUCCUUGUACCGUACCUUAGAACUCUGGGUAAGAGUGGGAGGAGCCUCAGCCAGUGUCUUGCAGGGAAGCCCCACCCACUCCGAGCUCCUAUUGGCCCACCUGCUGGGUGACAUCACACCAGGGGCGGACUCUGUUAGGCCCUCUAGCUCUCCUCAGCUCCGUGAUCUGGUUUCCAGCAAGCCCUGCCCUAAAAGCCGGAAGCCCGGAUUGGCUGUGAGCGACGGGGGCGGAGCCUCUUUCCAGAGGAAAGGAGACUCGCUGGCCAAUCAGGACACCUGCCUGUCUGCACUCAGAGCAUUGAGACAAGUCAUACUGACCAGUGGAUCUCUACUGAAGGAAGAUAUACACAAGCGUCUCCACGAUGUCGUCCUCCCCCUGUGUGUGUGUCUGCAGCAACAGCAUGGCGCUAACUGGAAUGACAGCGGGGCUGGGGGGGUGAGUGGCCAGUAUGGCAGUGCCACCCCCCGUAGGGAGCUGUACCGUCUGCUACUGGCUCUGGUCCUAGUGCCCGCACCGCGAUGGCCCCCACCCCUCACCUGUACUGUGUCCAUACUCAGCCACGGGAGGAGGGAUAGGAGUCUGAAGGUAUCCUCCUUCUGUACAGAGGCCCUGACCAUAUGCAACUCCCUCCUCCAUCCGCGCACCCCCUCCCUCUCUUUCCCCCUCACCCUCAAACCCACCCCCCCCCAGGCAUCCAACCUCACCCUCCCCACCCUCCUAGGGGGGCCCACCCCCGGACCUCCCUUCCCCAGCUCCCUGGACAACCACCUACCUCUGGUUCUUCCAGGGCUCUCCGGCGGCCAGAGACCCGUUUUCAUCCGUUACAACAAAGAAGAGGCAGAGGAUGUGGAGAUUUCGCUAGAGAGCGAUUCGGACGAUAGCGUGGUCAUCGUGCCACAGAGGAUGCUGAUGUUAGAAAGCCAAGAUGGCACCAGCGCUGCGGCCACUCUUCCCGGGUCUUCCUUAGCACCAGGUGGCGUCACACUCCCCGUGCCCUGUCCAGGGGGCGACAUCUCCCUCCCCCUUUCCAACGACCUUCCCUCUACCUCCCUCCCUCACCAUCUCCUCCCCUCCUCCACCCCAAACUCCACCAUCAACUCGUUCCCUCCAGCUCCGCUAGUCUCUCUGGUUCCCCCUCUCAACUCCACCGGUGUGGCCCAACUCGGGGCUGACUCCCUGCCUGGAGCCCAGCUCCAGCAGAUGUUGCUCCAGGGCCAGCCUCCAGCACCAGGUCAACCUACAGCACUGGAUCUCCCCAUACAGGUUUACCAGAACCAGUUAGUCCAGUCCAGCAGAGCCCUGCAACAGCAAUCCACUGACGAAGAUCACACUGUCAUUAAUAUCAACAGCUCUGAUGAAGAAGAGGAGGAUGAGCUGGAAGAGGAAGAGGAGGAAGAGAGCGAUUUCCCAGAUGAGGAAGAAUAUGAUGAUGAAGAGCUUGAUGAUUAUGAGGCGGAAGAGGGGGAGGAGAUGGAGGAUGAAGAAGAGGGAGAGAUUCGGCUGUUGGACGGAGAAGGGAGGAGAGGAGGGAUGGAAGGAGAGGUGCUCAGAGGGUUGGCGGAGGAGGGAGGGAUAGGAGGAUUCCGAGUGGAGAGCGAGGGGGAAGGAGGGAUAAAGGCUCAGGAGGUUGAGAGCAAGGGGGAAGGCGGGAUAAAGGCUCAGGAGGUGGAGAGUGAGGGGGAAGGAGGGAUAAAGGCUCAGGAGGUGGAGAGUGAGGGGGAAGGAGGGAUAAAGGCUCAGGAGAGAGCAUCGGAGUGA